Messenger RNA from Liolophura sinensis, 5076 nucleotides. Its product is annotated as sodium/hydrogen exchanger 3-like. Gene Ontology annotation, molecular function: potassium:proton antiporter activity; sodium:proton antiporter activity. Bases 371 to 3184 code for a protein of 937 amino acids. Gene Ontology annotation, biological process: proton transmembrane transport; potassium ion transmembrane transport; regulation of intracellular pH. The transcript has 12 exons. The record is from RefSeq and is a predicted model, not a curated record. Gene Ontology annotation, cellular component: plasma membrane. Lineage: Eukaryota; Metazoa; Mollusca; Polyplacophora; Chitonida; Chitonidae.
GAACGGGGAACUCGUGUAUACAAGAGCAAUAAGGGCUAUCAUUGUCAAUAGCAAAUGACCUACUAUUUGUAUACCACUCUAGAGGAUAUAACUUGAUUAUUAAGAAAGUAUUUCACGUGUUACCGGCUCUGUACCACUUCAUGCGAGGCUUUAUCCAAGGUGGAGCAAUUAAGGGGUAUACCUUAACUCGCUAACAGGUUGGCACUUGUCGUUGAACUGUUCCACUUGUGUUUUUUUAGACCCGUGGAUUACCGUCUGUUGGAUUAUCCCCUGUAAAGCAUACCCGGGGAUUAAAACAGAACUGUGUUUUUCAUCAUUCCUCAUGACACUCAGCAGACUCGUGUGGUAGUUCCAACGGACAAACAACAAGAUGAAGUGUGGAGAGGCUCUUCUUCGGUCAGCUGUGGCUGGGACAUUCAUGUUGUUUUCAUGUCUGCUUCUGGGCGUCUCAGGCUCCGAAUCCACCGGUGGGAGAAACCGCCUUUCCAAAGAUGCCGUGAACGGCUCGCAAGGCUACAAAGUUGCCGACUUUGACUUCGCUCAUGUGGAAACGCCAUAUAUUAUAUCGCUGUGGAUAUUGCUGGCCAGUGUCGCUAAGAUAGGUUUUCACCUUUAUAACAAACUGUCCUCGAUAUUUCCUGAGAGUUGCCUGCUCAUUGUGAUGGGUGUGGUCGUCGGGGUUAUUCUAUACUUCAGCAAAGCCGCCACUGCGGAGAAAUACACCCUGAGCCCCAACACCUUCUUCCUCUUCUUGCUACCACCCAUUGUUCUGGACGCUGGGUAUUUCAUGCCUAAUAGAGCCUUCUUCGACAAUAUAGGCACGAUAUUGUUGUACGCUGUAGUGGGGACUCUUUUCAACACCGUUUUUAUAGGAGGAGCUCUUUACGGUGUUUCUGUAGCAGGUUGGAUUGGUGUUGAAAUAAACCUUCUCCACUGUUUCGUAUUCAGCAGUCUCAUUUCGGCUGUAGAUCCUGUAGCUGUCCUCGCAGUCUUUGAGGAAAUUCACGUGAAUGAGAUGUUAUAUAUCAUCGUGUUUGGGGAGUCUUUGCUCAAUGAUGCCGUCACUGUGGUGUUGUAUCACAUGAUGGAGGCUUAUAGCGAGAUCGGCGAGGAAUUUAUUGAGCCAGUCGAUAUCAUCAGCGGAAUCGGCUCAUUCUUUGUCGUCGGAAUUUGCGGCACGCUGAUUGGUGUAAUCUUCGGCUUCCUCUCCGGAUUUAUCACGAAGUAUACCGAUCACGUGCGCGUGAUCGAGCCUCUGUUUGUGUUCGUGCUGGCGUAUUUAUCUUAUCUCACCUCAGAGAUGCUCCACCUCUCCGGUAUUUUGGCCAUCGUAUUUUGUGGGAUUGUUAUGAAGCAGUAUGUGGAGGCGAACGUCUCUCAGAAAUCGCACACAACCAUCAAAUACUUCAUGAAAAUGUUGUCCAACAUCAGCGAGACUAUAAUAUUCAUGUUCCUGGGCCUCUCCACUGUGAUUGACAAUCACGACUGGAACGUCCCCUUUAUCCUGUUCACCGUGCUAUUUACCCUCGUUUUCAGGGCAUUGGGUGUAAUCAUCCUGACCUGGUUCGCUAACCGUGUGCGCCUUUGUCGUCUGUCAAAGGUCGACCAAUUCGUCAUGUCAUACGGUGGCCUGAGAGGCGCCAUUGCUCUGGGGCUUGUCUUGCUCCUCAAAGAGGACAUUGUCCAUCAAAAGAGAAUGAUGGUGACUGCUUGCAUCGUGGUGGUUUUCUUCACUGUGUUCGUUCAGGGUAUAACAAUAAAACCUCUGGUGAACUUCCUGAAGGUAAAGAAGGCUGAUAAACGUAUGCCAUCGAUGAACGAGCAGAUUAAUGAGCGGUUGAUGGAUCACAUAAUGGCGGGCAUCGAGGAUGUAGCCGGGUAUUACGGGCACCAUUACUUGCGAGAUAAAUACGAGAGAUUCAAUAACAAGUACCUGAAGCCACUGUUGAUGCGGGACAAACCCAAGACGAGAGAGACGAAGAUUUUCCACGUGUUCACCAAACUGAACAUGAAAGAGGCCAUGAACCAUUUAGCCGUGCACGGCUCAUUCAACAUCCUCGACAUGGCCAAGGAGCCGUCGCUGGCCAAAAUUAUCCGCAAUUACUCUAACCACUCACUGAACGAGAAUGGGGGCGAACCGUUGCCAGCAUCACACUUUGAAGAAAUAGAGAAAUCGGACACUGUUUUAGACAUGGCGGCCGUGGAGGCUAAGUACAGCAAGAAAAUGGCAGACGACAGUAAAAUCCACCACAUUCUGGAUGAUGCCAUGUUUGUUCCCAGGAGAAGGUUCUCUACCGCUCAGAAGCACGUGAUCCCAGAUUUGAAUAAUCACCCGCCGUUCAAGCAUCACAUUCGUAAAGAGAUCCGACGAUUGGCCAGUAUAGGGAAGCAGCGAGCCAAGACGACGAAGUCUAUGUACAGUAACGCCCGUGGCGGGGAGAACCUUAAGCCACACAAGAAUGUCAGCUUUAGCCAUUCAGCGCCUCCCAGCAAAGAAAAGAGACAGUUUAGAAGCUCCGACAUUGACAGCCUUAAUGAGGAAGAGGAUGUGGGUAUCGUGUUUACCGCGCGUGCAGGUGAAUCUGAGAUGCAGGAUUACGUAGACGGAUCAAACACAAGCGGACUUGACAAAACAGCCGCCGAGAAGCAGUUGCCAUGGAGACGCCUGACCAGCCGAGACGAAUGUCCAGGUUUGUCCGAAGCGCCAUCUUGGGCAAACAAUUUAGCCUAUCACGGAUUGACAGACUCUCCAUGUGCAUCUCCUCAACAGACGAUUCAGCGGGAAGGGGAGACAACUCUGCCGACUGUGUUUAAUAUUUUCCCUCGGAGAAAAUCCGAGGACACAGAUAGUGCAGUGGGGGUGUCCUACGAGUACUUAAACGUCUGCCCGGCUACGGGAGAACCAAUGACUAGUGACGAAGCCGCCACAGCCGAAGUAAGGAUGGCAAACGCUGUUCAUGCGAGAUUUGGCGGCAAUGGUAACACGUUUCGCGAUAGAGCAGAGAACAAUGGGCACAGAGACUCAGGAGUUAUUGACUCUGAUGAAAACUGUGAUACUUUAUCUAAGAUCCCAACAGUCGAGGGAAAUGAACAUCCAAGAAAAGUACAAGGGGAGCAACGCCCCUCAGCAACUGAUAUACCGAGGAGUGACCCUGCAGACGAGACAGAGGAAACGAAACUGUGACGUUGCGAAAGCGUUGGAAUUUUGGAUGCUUUCACCCAAAUGUCACUGGUGGCUCUAUUUUAGGUGUGGCGACCUUACUAAGAGGUUAGCUUCACAUUCUUGUAAUGUUGUUAUAGAAUACGGAGGAUUUGCAGUUUUGCCUAGUGUGGUAUAUUGCUUACGGUGGCUUAGAAGAAAGACAUACAUUGUGCGUAGGAAAUAUGACAGAUCUUUCGAAAAACUUGUCACUGAUUUAACAUUACGAAGUUUUAAAAAUCCACCGAUAUAAUUUAAUAACUCCGCCUAUCAAAGUGAAGGCAUAUUUGUCAUGUCUUGUAAAUCUCUAGGAAAAUGUCAAGCUAAUUUAUACUGUGUUACUGUUUGCUUGUUUUACUUUGACGUAUUAUUAGUGAAGUGCAGUAAACAUCUAGUCAUUACCCUAGAUCGGACAACUAUACUUUUGACAGAAACGGUUCACCAUAUUCAUGCAUAACAAGUAUUAAGUCCCUUACCACCUCGUACUUUUUCGCGUUACUUGGCGUUCUUUGACACUCCUGUAACGGAACAGACAAAAAGGCCCAAAUACAACAACCAGAGGCACAUUAUGCCAGUGAACUUGAUAUGCUCUCAACCUUUGCUCUGAGGUUGCGUAUGUUAAUAAUCGCACGUGUUGAGACAGUUAUUGGCCUAGCAGAAGAACAGCUCUUUAUACAAGCCACACGGGGCUGUUUACGGUUAACAGACGUCAUUUGUACCUCGUUUGUACCUCAUUUUCAGAGCUUUUUAACAGUUCCGCUAUCCACCGGACACCGUGCAAGUAACGCGAGACAAACGAGAUUCAGUGAGACUAAUAAGGUAUAUUAUAAACGGCCAUUUUUUGCUGGUGACUACUCACUAAGUCAGAACAUUUUUUAUACACAUUGUCAUAAAGGUCACAAGUUUAAACCACGUCCCCGUUUAUCAUCAUGUUUACUUCUUGAGAAAGGCAACAUUGAGGGCUUCACAAGGAAGUUAUUAACGCUGCAGGUCGUUUGGAUAUACAGUCACCCCUACCAUCUAUUCUAUUAUGUAUGUAGAAACAUAAAAAAAAUCCAUGUGAUGUAACAGUAAGUCAGGUCUCAUUAGACUGACGUUUGGAGAAGAAAAUACCCAUUUUACCGCACGCGCAGAACUCUACCUUUACUUUACAACACAACAACAACUAGACAAGUUUGACCUGUGGAAACCGUGCUACACACAUGGGCUUGUUUCGACUUAGCCUCACCAAUAAUGUCCUUGCGCUGACCGUGGAGUGGUUGAAGAAUUUUGGCAAUGAUGUAAAGCGAGAGUAGAGAGUGGCGCACUCUCUGUAAGCAGUAUAGAGGACAGUGUGUAAAGAAAUAAUCGCAGUGAUCCUCCCCACUCCCUCCCAACACACACAAUUUUUCCAAAAAUAGUAGCUGUUUGGUUGGGAAGCUUUCUUCCCACCACCUCGUCAUCUAAAAUGAAACGCAUUUGUCAGUGCUUUCGGACACGACAUCGCAAGCGUGUAUCUUUCUAAAUCGUUGUGUAUCCUUUGCUGCUGUUCGGACGGCUUAUUUUGGAGUUAGUCCAGACCGUAAAUACUUCCUGAGAGUGAAAUGGACAUGUACAUGGAAAUUUACCAUAUGGAGCUCAUUUGGCCCAACGGUUGGCGUAACCGAGUAGAUCAUCUGAGUUUUUCUGACAAUGAUCAACUGUGAUACAAAAUCAAACUAAAAGUAUAUAUUGAGCAUUGCAGUGAUUUUCUGGGUGGAAUUGAGGAUUACGCAUUAUCUGAUAUUUUGUAUAUAUGUGCUGACUGUUUCUAUUCUUGUAUUUUUUAAAAAUGUAACUAUUUAUGUACAUAUAUGCUGUAUAUAUAUACUCAUUGAAUAUAUUCCUAUUACUCCGGG